AGAACAGAAACACACAGCGCAAAAUCGAUGAAUAAACCUCAAAAGCGAAAACCGAAAAACGGAAAAGCUUAGCGUGCAUAACACAAACUUAACUUGAAAUUGUUCGAAUUGAUUUACAGCAGCCGAGGAGCUGUCAGGCCAGGACCUUUCCGCUGCAGAUAAACUUGGGGGGGUCAAAACAGAAAGCAAAAAUGGGUAUUACAGAGACUGCUACAACAACAACCGGAAUGGGAGCGGCAAAUGGUGCAGCAAGCGAUGACGAAAGCAAAGAGAUCCUAUCGCUGGAAGUUUUCCAGGAGUUGUUCAAGCACGUGGAACCAGAUGUGGAAAUCGACGCCCUUGAGCUGGCUCAGGGCUCGGACCGCGGCGACAAUUAUACGGCUGCCUUGUAUCGCAUAAAUCUGAGUGGCAAGCGGCAAAGUCGCGACGGUAGCCAACACAAAUGGACGCGAAGUGUCAUAUGCAAAGUUAUGCCGGAGAGUGUGGCACAGCGAGAGGCCUACAAAAGCGACAAAUUGUUUCGCAAUGAAGUGGAAUUUUAUACCACAAUCAUGCCGGAAUUGCUCAAGUUUCAGGCGAGCAAAACGGGGCGAGAGUCGCCAGUGUUUAAUGCCAUACCCAAGUGCUAUACGGCCCGACAUGAUCUGUUAAUAAUGGAGGAUCUGCGCGAACGUGGCUUUCAGAUGUCCGAUCGUCACAAAGGUCUCAGCAUGGAGGAGACGCAGUCUGUGCUGCUGCAGGUCGCCCAAUUACAUGCCCUCAGUUUGGCCUACAAGUUUGAGCAUCCGCUGGAGUUUGCCAAGCUGUGCAGCCUCAUCAGCGAGGGCAUCUUCUGCACAGCCAACACGAGUUGGUACAGAAACUACUACGAGCGUCUGACAAAGAACGCCGUCAAAAUGGUUUCCGAAGUGCUGCCUGCCGACUCCAAGUACGUCCUUGCCAUGCGCAAUUUCGCCGAGGGCUCCUCCUUCUUUGGCCAAAUGGUUAAACUGGCCAGCUCCGAGUCUCCGUUGUCCGCCAUUUGCCAUGGCGAUUGUUGGGUUAACAAUUUUCUUUAUCACUACGAUCCGGAGGAUCCGCAGCGUGUGCUGGAGGUGGCGCUGAUAGAUUUCCAGCUAAUACGUUACAGUUCCAUUGCCUUGGACAUUGCCAAUUUGUUGUACUGCUGCACCACAAAGGAGAUGCGCGAUGCGGAACUCAAGACGUUGCUGAAAAUCUACACGAAUGAGCUGUUCAGAUGGCUGGAAAUUCUGUGCACUGAUCUGCCCGAGCACUGCAAUACGCUGGAAAAGCUGCAAGAACUCUUUGCUGAGGAACUGAAAGCCUAUGGACGCUUUGCCCUGGGCCUGGCCAUGGACAUAAUACCCAUAAGUACAUGCUCUUCGGAGGAUGCACCGGAUAUGUAUUUGAAUCGGAACGAUGAGCCCGAGGAGGAGGAUGAGGGUGCGCCCAUGCUCAACUUUCCACCCAACGAUCUGUGCCGUCAGAAAAUGUCCGAAAUAGUCAUCGAUAUGGUCGAUGGGGAUAUGCUUUAGAGUUAGCUCUCGGCAGCUGCCCAAAAUCACACACCAAAUUAAUGAUAACUCAGUUAACCAAUAGGUAGCCUAACUCUAGUUACCAUUAGGCCUAGCAAUACUUUAUAUGAUUAGUGGGUACUGCCUGUGGUGCCCAACGUUUCUCUAGCAGCCAAGUGGAUUGAAGCAAUACGUUGCCAACGGGGAAUAACUUUAUAUUGCAUUUGUUUUAUGUUUUCUGUAUUGGAUUAUCAGUUUAAGUAACCCCAACGAUUCGAAGCCGAAUUAGUUAGAAUUAUAAACUCUUUGGAGUUGCCUUUAUGGGUUAGUUCUUCAAUCAAACAAUAUGUACGCUUUGUUCUAGCUGUUGCCAUUAUAUUGUAUAAUUAACUUACAUUUGUUGGACCUUAGCUCAAAGUACCCCCCGGACGACAAUAGACAAACUUGUCCGAGUUCGCA
Molecule: messenger RNA, 1973 nt
Organism: Drosophila guanche
Lineage: Eukaryota; Metazoa; Arthropoda; Insecta; Diptera; Drosophilidae
Exons: 5
Coding region: 192-1535 (447 amino acids)
Source: RefSeq, a predicted model, not a curated record